Messenger RNA from Aquila chrysaetos chrysaetos, 4261 nucleotides. It is a transcript of the gene SCAMP1, whose product is annotated as secretory carrier membrane protein 1. The record is from RefSeq and is a predicted model, not a curated record. The coding region runs from base 137 to 1078 and encodes 313 amino acids. Gene Ontology annotation, biological process: protein transport. Gene Ontology annotation, cellular component: trans-Golgi network membrane; recycling endosome membrane. NCBI's taxonomy places the organism in Eukaryota, Metazoa, Chordata, Aves, Accipitriformes, Accipitridae. The transcript has 8 exons.
GGGCCCGGGCAGGGGCCGCAGCGGCUGGUGACAGCGGCAGGGACGGGUCGGGGGGGGGGGGGAGCCGGCGAGUGUCGGGGGCGCCGCGAAGGGAAGAGCCGCCACCCGGUGAGCGCAGGGCCCGGCUGCCCCCGCCAUGUCGGACUUCGACAGCAACCCCUUCGCCGACCCGGACCUCAACAACCCCUUCAAGCCUCCUCCAGGAAAUGUGAAAACGCCUAAUGUACCCAGUACUCAGCCAGCAAUAAUGAAACCAACAGAAGAACCACCUGCUUACACACAGAUUGCAAAGGAGCAUGCCUUGGCCCAGGCAGAACUGCUAAAGCGUCAAGAAGAACUGGAAAGAAAAGCAGCUGAACUAGAUCGGAGAGAAAGGGAAAUGCAGAGUCUCAAUCAGCAGGGGGGUAGAAAAAAUAACUGGCCACCUCUUCCUGAGAAUUUUCCAGUAGGUCCUUGUUUCUACCAGGACUUUUCUGUAGACAUUCCUGUAGAAUUCCAGAAGACAGUAAAGAUUAUGUACUAUUUGUGGAUGUUCCAUACAGUGACACUGUUUCUUAAUAUCUUUGGAUGUUUGGCCUGGUUUUACGUUGAUGCUACACGAGGGGUUGAUUUUGGAUUGAGUAUUCUCUGGUUCUUGCUUUUUACCCCUUGUUCUUUUGUCUGCUGGUACAGACCACUUUAUGGAGCUUUCAGGAGUGACAGUUCAUUCAGGUUCUUUGUGUUCUUCUUUGUAUAUAUCUGUCAGUUUGCUGUACAUGUACUUCAAGCUGCAGGAUUUCAAAGAUGGGGAAACUGUGGGUGGAUUUCAUCUCUUACUGGUCUUAAUAAGAGUAUUCCUGUUGGCAUUAUGAUGAUAAUCAUAGCUGCACUUUUCACAGCAUCUGCUGUUAUCUCAUUAGUUAUGUUUAAAAAGGUGCAUGGUCUCUACCGCACGACUGGUGCUAGUUUUGAGAAGGCGCAGCAGGAGUUUGCAACAGGAGUGAUGUCCAACAAAACUGUACAAACUGCUGCAGCCAAUGCCGCAUCAACAGCAGCAACCAGUGCAGCUCAGAAUGCAUUCAAGGGUAACCGAAUGUAGGGAAACAUAAAAAUUCAUCACGGUUCUUGUCAAUUGUACUUUAUUUUCCAUUCACUUAUUAUAUUCCCUAAAAGCCUAGAUCAAAAUUCACACAGCAUGUUUGUCUCUUCUGCAGCUGUGCAUGGGUAAAAUGGGAAAUGUUUGGUUUAUUUUAUUGUAAAUUUAUUUAUUUUAAGAAGAUAACCAUUCUUUGCCCUUUUUUAAGAUGUUACAUUCUCGAAUAUAAAGCCUUCUGUAUUUUAUGGGGGAUAAAUAAUUUCAACAAUUGGCCUGAGAAUGAAUUGUGGUAUAUAAUGAUCAAAUAAAUGUAUUAAGAAUUCAGAAGGUUUUUUUAGUGGGUUCACUCUGGUAUUUUUUUAAACUUCAAGAAAGUACUUUGGAUCAAUUAUUUUUCUUUGUAAGAACUGUUUUCCCUAUUUCUACUAUAAGAAGUGGGGUAGGCUGAGAGAUGUAGAAAGUUAAGUUUGGCUACUGCUUUUGCAAUUUCAGCAGCAGCUGGAGGACAAAUGCAAGUAGGGUAGAUACUAUAAAUUCUUUUCUUGGGUUUUUUUUAGGAUAAGUCUUUUGAUAUAAACCUGUAAGUUUGCAUGAAUACUGUUGAGUUAUCUGAUCUUGUUUAAAUAGUGUUUUUGCCACUUUAUAAUAAUAGCAUUUGUUUGUAUCUAUUUUCAUGGAGUAUUCUCUACCUGUGAGAAAUUACUAUGGUGCAUAAACAUUCUCUGUUAUAGAAUGUGUAAUGCAGUGUACAAUUUAAGGAAGUUUCAAUGGUUUCAAUCACAGAGCUAAAUGAUUAUAUAUUUGCUAUUUUUAAUUUCAAUAUUCAUGUCUUGGGGUAAUAAUUUUGCUGGAAAAGAAACCAAUAUUGACUUCUAGAACACUAGUUUCUUGCCUAUCUUCCCUAUUCUAUGUGCAGUGGUAUUUUUGUUGUAUUGGCGAUUUUUUGUUUUUGGUUUUUUUUUUUUUUUUUUUUAGGUGUAGAUUUGUGUUUAACAGUGGUACUAAAUCUCUAGCCUAGUCAGUCACUCCAUUUACUGCUUGUCCAAAAACCUAAAUAUACAAUAUUUAAUUUUCUAACAUGUCUAAAACCAAGCUUUUUAAGCAAUGGCAUUUAACAGAUACUUGAAUUCAUUUUAAUGUUAACUCAGCCAUCUCUGUGAUGUGAUUUAAGCUGAGGCAAAAAAGCUUUUAAACUAUUUUGAGUUGGAAAAGUGAGAAAUCUUCCAUCUUUAACAAAGUUAAUUUUUAACUCAUUGAACUGGAGGCCUAAAAGGUUAAAUUAGUGCUGUGGAACUGAACAAUCCAUAAUGGUACAUACCAUCAUUAUAUUCUAGAAUAUAAUCAGAACUUAGUAUAACGUCAUGUUUCUCUCAUUUGAAGACUAUAAAUAGUCUUGGAUUGCCUCAUGAGUCUUAUGCACAAUACUUGGGCUGUUUUUUUGAACUCUGUUUUAGGAGAUGAAAGCAGGAAUGACCGCAUCACACAACCUGUAUAAGUAUACACUGUGGCUGAAAUGAAUUUGGCUCUUAAGGUGAAUCCCCUUUAGUAAGACAGCAUAAAAUUCUGAGGCCCCUCCAUGUUCUGAAUGUGGGCUGACUUUCAUAAAUUCUUUUUCACUACACUGUAUUCAUAAUAACAGAGGAGCAUUACAAAAAAUAAAACCCCCAGCUUAAUCCCUGGAUCAAUAUUGCACUGUUAGCAUGAAGUCCCUAUUAGUCUCCUUUCUUUUGCUAAUUUCUUUAAAUCCAACUUGAAUUUGGACAAAUGUUGUAGUUUCACCUAUGCUGAAGUUCAUAUUAAUGAAUAUACUUGCUUCUAAAUGUUCUCUGCAUCAUGAAGUUAAAAGCAAUUUAAAUAUUCUGUGUACAGGGGCUCUACAAUUUCAUACUAGUGGACAUGCUAGCAUUGAACUUAAAUUUGUGUGGAAUGUUGUUAAAAGCUUUCCAGAUAAAAGCCACAAUUUUCUGUUGAGAUCAGGCACCAUCUUCUAGCAGCUGUGUAUCAAGAUUGUUCUUUUCAUAAUCUUUUAAACUUAACUUGAGGGUUGUAUCUAGGAACUCUACUAUGGAUUACUUUUAAAUCUAAAUUUAAGCAAUUCCCUUGGUAUCUCUUGGAUAGGAAUCCCAGGGACAUCAUCCUUGCAAUUUAACUUAAGCUGAAGAUUGCAUAAUAACAUACAUUACCAGAAUAUAUUAUGGAGAAACACGUUAGGAAUAAAACCUGAAUUUGGCAGGUAGAUUUUUUCUCAAAUGUUUAAAGACUCUUUGAGAAAACAUAUUUAAUGUUCUAUGUAUAGGGAGCUUUGAUUUGUAAUGUCAUGGGUUGAAUGUAUGGAUUUAAUCCUCCUUAGUGAAAUUCAAGGUUCAGUUACACGUGAGUUGUUGAAACCAGAAAUCUCUGACACUUUGCAGCCCAAAAGGGAGGGAGAAGUUUGAGUUUAGCUUUGACAAUGGAAGGCUGGUAUUUGUUAAAAUAUUUUGUACCUAAUGAAAACUAGAUUUUACGGACUUUUAUUAAUUACUCAGAGUAUGGCACCCACGUAAGUUGUCAUUUUGUAGUAUAGUGGCAAACUGAGUACAAAGUAUGAAGUUUAAACACUGGAAUGUCAGUAGUCAUUGAUCUGUAAUUUAGGAGUUGGUUUUAUUUAUCUGAGGGAUGUUUGUAUAUUUUGUAAAUUACUAACAAUGCUCUGUCAUCCUGGUGAAUGUCAUGGUUCUGUAUAAAUGCACUUCUGUCCCUCUGUUGCAUGUCUGACUAGUUCAGAACUUUUGUAUAUUUAUUGUAUUAACACAGUGUCAUAGAAUAAAAAAGGACUUUUUUCCUGGGUGUUUGCUCUGUAUAGUUUUCACCAAUAUAAGGAUUUUUCUUCUAAUGGUCAGGAUAAUGUGCAGGGUGGAUGAUCUGUGUAAAGUCUCACUUGGUUUUUAUAAUUCUGUAUAUAAGUGCUGUAAUUCUGCUGAAAUGGGGAAGCAGAAUGUCCACUAUCAAAAUAAUACAUUAGGGUAUUGAGAAUUAGUCUACUCAACUCUUACGAAGAAAAUUCUGAAAACACUCGCAGCCCACUUUCUUGUGCUGUAAACUCACGAGGGUUAAAAUCUAAACAUGUUCUGUCGUUACUGAAUGAAAUUCUGCAGGCAUUAAGUGAAUCCUAAAACACUAUUGAAAGUAAAAUGAAGUUGCUGAAAA